AUGGAAGAAAUAGAGUUACAUAUUUUAAAAAAUGAAAUAAUUAAAAUAGGUGAUAAGUUAAUUGAUAGUGAUGAUAUUUUUCAAUUAUGUGAAAGAAUAUCAAAAAGUAAAAUAAAUCAGUGUGUUGAUACUAUUUUAGAAUGUAUUUUUUAUAUGCCAAUGAAAAUAGGAAUUUAUGCAACAAUUUUGGGUAUAAUAACUAAAAAUGAUGAAAAAUUGAAAUUGCAAAUUUUAUUAAAAUUAAAUCAUAAUAUUGAAGUUUUUAUAAAAAAAAAUUUACUUCAUUGUUUGCUAUGGUUUAGAUGCAUAAUAGGAUUAAGUUGUUGUUAUUUUUUUGAUUUUAGUUACUGUUUAAAUUUAUUUAAAAAAAUAUAUGAAUUGUGUAGUGAAUUAUAUAAAGAAAAAAAAUUUAUAAAAGGAGAUAACAUUUUGUAUUUAUUUUUAAGUAAUUUUUUUUAUAUAUCUAAACAGAUAUAUGACAAACAUAAAGAUGAAUUAGAUGACUUAUUGAAUAACUGUUUUAAUUUAAUAGAAGAGAGACAACAUUGUAUAGAUAAUAUAGAUAUAGAUAAUAAUGAUAUAGCUACAAUCGAAUACAUAUACAUUUACAUUAAUAGUAUUAUUCAUAGUGAUAAUUUUUAUGAUAGAUUAUUUUAUUUAAAAGAUGCAUUAAAUAAUUAUAUACAAAAUAAUUUGAAAAGUGUAGCAACUCAUAGAUUUUAUCAAAAACAAAUAUUUCAAGAAGUAUUUUUAUAUAAUGAAAAUAACAAAGAUAAAUUUAUAUAUGAAGAUAAUAUAUUAAGUGAUAAUAUGAUCAAUAUUAACAAUCAAAGUGAUCGUAAUGAAAAAGAUAAUAAUAGUAACGAUGAUAUUAGCAAUAAUAAUAAUUUCAGUAAUAACAAUAAUGAUAAUUUGUCAUUACAUAGUUCAAAAAACAAAGAAAUGAGUUUACAAAAAAUAAUUGAAAAAUGUGUUAACAUAGAAUAUUUUGUUAAUUUUGAAUGUGAAGAAUAUAUAAGCAGUUUACAAAUAAUUUUUAGAAAAAAAGAUGAUGAUAAUAAAAAUGUACAUGAUAUAUGGUUGAUGCAAGAGCAUAUUAUGCAUAUUAUUGAUCUAUAUAAAAACAGUGUUGAUUUCAGCUCAAAAAUACUUGGUAUAUAUAUUCAAUUACAAAGUAAAUUAUAUAAUAAUGUGUUAAUAGAAUGUAUUAUAAAUAAAUUAUUAUCUUCUUUUAAUGAAAAAGAUUAUUAUUUUUACAUAUCGUUAAUUCAUAGAUUAUUAUUAAUAAAUAAAAAUUUAGGAAGUGUAAUUAUUAGAUGUAUUAAAUAUAUUUUAAAACAAAUAGGGAAAUUAGAUAAUGAAUCUUUUUAUUUAUUUAUGGAAUUAUGUAUUUAUAUGUUAUCCUUCUUUGUAUAUGAAAAUAAAUUAUUGAAAAAUAAAGAAAAUUUUUUUAAAAGAAAAUUUAAUGAUAUGAAUAAAAUUUUGAAGGUUCAAGAAGAAAAAAUGCACAAAUUGGAUAAUGAAUUAGCAAAAGAAAAGGAAGAAUUAAGUGGAGGAAAAAAAAGAAAAACAGAAGAAUUAGUUGAUAUAGAAGUUAAAGAACAAAUAGAUGAAGAGGAAAAAAUUGAAGAAAAAUCUUCAAUAAAUUCUAGUAAUAUAAAAAGAAAUCAAGUUGUACUAACAAAAAAUGAAAGGACAUUGAAUGAAUUAAAAAAUAGUGAUUGCAAAAUUCCCUUUUGUAUUGAAGCUGAUGUGAAGUAUAGUUCGGAUGAAGAUAAUAAUUGUGAUGAAAAUGAUAAAGAAAAAGAGGAAUAUGAUUAUGAUGAAAGUGAUAAUGAUGAAAACGACAAUAAUGAAAUAGAAAUUGAUUUUGAUUUUUCUAUUUUCAAGGAAGAAUUAGAAAAAUUAGAAAUAGGAGAUAAUUUAAAAAAAUUUACAAAUUUAAUAUAUAAUGUGAAAAAGAAAUAUCAUAAAAAGUGGACUAGAAAUUUAUAUUUUAAAUCUUGUUCAUUAGUUUAUAAAAAUGAAGUUGAAAAUUUACUUCCAAAAGUUGUUAUAAAUUACUGUAAUAAAUUUAAAUGUUCUAAUGAUAAAAAACAUGAAGAUUUUUAUGAAUUUUCUAUUUUUAAUGAAAUAUUAAAAUUUUGUUUUGAUGAAAUUAAUAACAUCGAAGAUCAAAAUUAUGAUAUACAAAAAGAAGAUAACACAGAAAGCUCCAUAAGUACAUUCAAAAAUCAAAUUAAUGCAUUCAUUCAAUGUUUUAUGAAUUAUUUAAGUGAAAAACCUCACUUAAACAAAAUUCCUCCCUUUUUUGAAAAUAUAAAAAAAAAUAUUGAUAAAUUAUAUGGAAUAUCAAAGGAUAACCUAGAUGUAAAUAUAUUUGACAGUCAUAUUUUUGAAAAGGAUUUCUAUGGAAAUUCUAUUCUCUGGAAUAGAUAUGAUAUUUUAAUCCUUUUUUUUAAGUCACUAAUAUUUUUUGAUUUAUCAAAUGUUUCAUCUUUAAAAAAAGUUUUUAAUAAUCACUCAGUCAUAUUUUUAAAUUAUAAAAAUUCAGAUUGUUUUCAAUCGGAAGAUGAUAAAAAACAAUUUGAUAUAGAAAUAAUAAAUAUUGUUUAUACAUAUUUUAACAAUUCUGUUCUUUUAAAUGUGAUUGUUAAUAUUUUGGUUGAAAACCAAAUAGUUAAUGAGUUAUCUGUUAUUCAUUUUAUUUUUAAUAAAUUAGACGAUUCUAACUUAGAUGAAUAUUAUGUUUUACGCUUAAUUUAUGAGAGUAUAGAUAAUUUGAUUACAAAAAAAGAAUCUAAUGAUAUGGAAAAAAAUAAAUUGAAAAGGAAACAAACUAAAAAUGAAAAUGAAGCAUUAAUAAAACAAUUAGAAGAUAAUAAAAAUCAAUUAGUUCAAAAAAUUUUUCACUUAACAAAUGAAACAAUUAUUAUGUUAUGCCAUAAAAUGAUGAAAUUAAAAAAUGAAAAUAAUUCAUAUAUGAGUAAAGAGUUAUUAAAAGAAUCAUUAGUAUUUCUAAGAACUUAUCUUGAAUAUGUAGAUGUAGAUCAAUUUUUACAAUUAUGCCAUGAAAACAACUUUGAAUCAGAAUUAUUAGAAUUAGCAACUAUAUUUAAAUAUGCAAGUUUAAAAAGAAGAAAAGAGAAAAAUGAUUAUAAAUUCUAA
Molecule: messenger RNA, 3168 nt
Organism: Plasmodium gallinaceum
Lineage: Eukaryota; Apicomplexa; Aconoidasida; Haemosporida; Plasmodiidae
Product: conserved Plasmodium protein, unknown function
Exons: 2
Coding region: 1-3168 (1055 amino acids)
Biological process (GO): nuclear-transcribed mRNA catabolic process, nonsense-mediated decay; mRNA export from nucleus
Cellular component (GO): nuclear cap binding complex; nucleus
Molecular function (GO): mRNA binding; RNA cap binding
Source: RefSeq, a predicted model, not a curated record